CUGGUAAAGUCGAGUGACUACUUCCAUACAUUGAACAGUGACAUCCAUUCCUUGGACUAUCCGCAUGAUUCUAUUUGCCAAAGAUUGAUCAGCCACACACAAGUCGAUAACUUCUAUAGCAAUCUAAAAAAACCGAUGCAGAAUAAUAAUGGAUCCUAUAUGAACAUACUCCUAAAAACCUACGUAUAUCUACAAAUAGACACCCAAAAGAUGGAGAAAUACGUCUCAAGAAACGAUACGAACCUUCACAUUCAAGUCAAUUAAUUUUGACAGAUCAGAGUCACUCAUUUGCAUGAACUGGUUCAAAAACUCAGGGUUAACAUCGGCACGUUCCAAAGUUUUCAACAUUUGUUUCGUUUCCGAUUGAGUUAAUGAUUUCCCGUCGAGCAGCCUACGUGUAAACUCCUUCAACUGAUCUUCGGUGAGCUCCUGCGCGGGGGCAUGGAUCGUUGGCAAAGAUGCAUUGUCUACGUGAAGCAGAUCCUGGUCCUUCGAGCUGAUGGGAUUUGUGGAAGGGGCGCCGACAAUGUUAUUUUGAAGCUCAUCAACAUCUUCACAGCCAAGCUCUAUCGGCUGAAUAGGAUAAAGUGGAGGCAUAAGCGGUGUGGUUUUGAACGGUAG
Molecule: messenger RNA, 621 nt
Organism: Haemonchus placei
Lineage: Eukaryota; Metazoa; Nematoda; Chromadorea; Rhabditida; Trichostrongylidae
Source: the annotation of a GenBank genome assembly